GGUUUCUUUCGAUUUCGGUACUCAGUCAUAUACAUGUUCAACUCAACCACGUAUAACGUAUGGUUCAUAUUCUGCGAGGCUUGAUAUUACGUCUCAAUUCCAUUCUGGGCACGGGGCUAGCCUUGACUACUCUCGCAACCCGGUCUCCUUUCAUACUUUGAUAGAUUUUAUGGGGUAUUGAAUAUUUUACAUUCGCCAUGGAAGGAUAUACAUUCACGCCGCCUUCGGGCCCCCGCGAGAAGGGCACAAAAACUACGUUUUUGUUGACGAACAUAACAGGCAUAAACGACUUAAAGUCAUGCGCGCUUGCCAUGGUUGUCGAAAACGAAAAAUCAAAUGUGACGCUGCUACUACAAACACCUGGCCUUGUUCAGCGUGCGUGAGGUUGAAACUGGUUUGUGUACCUCCAACAAUUAAUCAGGAAGGUGACCAGGCUGGCUCUGGACUGGACUCUGAGGCAGAAUUUGGAGCGUAUCCAAUACCAUCAUCAUCGCAGCCAGAGUUAUUGCAACAUGACAUGGCUCAGCAAAAUAUUGAUACUACCGGCAAUCCUCACAUGCCGGACCAUAUGGCUUCGUACGGCGUAUAUUCGUCUUACAUACCCCAGAAUCGUGGUUUAUACGAAGACUUGCAAAGACCGCAGAUUGCUGUUACACAUCAUCCUUAUCAGGAUCCAUAUUUCGAAACCGUUGCUCCCCAGACUUUGCCAGCUGCAGACAGUGGCGUCUUUAUUGAUCCAGAUCAAUCUAAUGCUGGGGAUCUGAGCGAGGCUCUUGGUGAAUUAAAGAUUGACGAGAGUGGAAUUGCACCUUACAUCCGACAACAAAAAAAGGGUCCGGCCGAGCCUGCGGCUCCUGUUCAGGAAGAUUCGGACGAAGAAUUCACGCGGCUUAGCACUGGUGCUGGCUCUACUAUUCGCAUCCCACCGGCCUUAAUGCCUUCAAAUGAUGAAGCCGCGAAAUAUUUCAAAAUUUUCUUUGCUGACAUUCAUCCAUACGUACCCGUAGUUCACCGCUUACACCUGUAUCAGCAAUGGCGCAAUGAUCGCUCGGCGAUUUCUCCACUGCUAUUGGAAGCUUUAUUUGCUUGUGCAGCUAGGAUGUCUGAUGAUCCUGCUCAAGGUGCUCAAUGGCUCGCACUUGCUAAUCGGCAUGAGUCCAGCUUCAUGGACGUCCCACGAUUGAGCACUAUCCAGGCACUGCUUCUGCUACUGAAAGCGCGAGAAUCAAAUCCUAAAAAGGGAUACUAUUAUCGGUCUUGGCAGACCGUGAAAACGGCGAUUUCUAUGUCUAAAGAUCUUGAAAUUCACGAGCAUUACAGUACGCACCAAGAGGGAAAGCCCUGUGAUCUUGAACCUAUCGAAUGUCUUAUACAAACGAGAGUUUGGCAGACGCUGUUAGUUGUAGAGGUGAUGGUUGGGGGUCCCCAAGGUCGUUCCGAUUAUGAAGUAAAUCCUGAAACCGUCGAUAUGCGCCCAGAGCUACAUAUUCCUCAUCUAGAUCAAUUUGAGUUGGACCGCUCUCGACAGUACUCCUUUUUUGUCAAAAAUGCAUACCAUAUUCGUGUAUACACAGAAUUAUAUCACAAGAUAAAGAAACAGAAGGACUGGGGGGCGGACCCACGAUUCACGGAAAAUAACCCACUUUUUGCUGACUGGUAUCGUGGUUUGCCUCAAGAUCUUCAGGUCACAUACUCCGAAGAUGGAUCUCCGCCAUGGCUACCGUCGCAUUUCGUGGGGAACAUGCAUACGCAUUACCAUCUAGCUAUCAUCAUGCUUCACCGGCCUCAAUUAUUGGCAUCUAAAAAUUUCUCUUCCGGUGGCGGAUGGAGAACGCACAUGAGUUUGUGCUAUUCAUCUGCAAAGUGUUUAUGCCGACUACAAGAAGCUCUAAUUUCUCGUUUCGGACUACAGUCUCUGCGUUUCAUGCAACGAGGCAUUAAUUUCACCGUUUACGCAAUCUUGACUUGCACCAUGCUGCACUUGGUUGCAAUCACCUCUCCCGACCCCGAGUUUCACACUGACGCGCGCGACUAUUUUACCCGACAUAUGCGUAUACUUGAACAGUGCUCUACCACCUGGCCACUUCCUGAAAUCAAAGCUCAAAUAGAUGCCCUGAGACUGGCCUUCUCUGCCGACAUUACGCGGCCUUUCGAAUUGAAAAUGACUUUCCCUUAUGGAAGUCCCUCUGAGCCAUAUCAGCCCAGUCCUCCCGCAUUGGGAGAAUCGCAGUACGGUCAGUUUAGUCAACCUCAGGCUGCUAGCCCUCACCGACUGGGCUAUCAUCCAAUAACGCCGCCUAUUUCUGCGGGUGCUGAAGAUUCCAAACCAGAAUCUCCGCAAAUAUCCCAUUUGAACGUACUUCAUCAGCAUCCAGCCACAAGCCAGAGCUUGGGCGUCCCACUUGUCGACGAGAAUAGCUGGGAUCCUUCUCGUAUCAUGGCUUCGUGGGACAUGGCAUUCUCCGUCAAUCCAUCUAAUCUCCCUUCUGCCUCUCCACAUAUGGCGUAUAGCAAUGCCGGUUCAUCAAUAGCCGACACCGUCUCGCCACAGUAUUCUAUGCAAUACCCGACUCCUGAUAAGAUGAUGCCCAUAGACCACACGCAUACGUUGCCUCAGCAACCAUACAACCCUCAACCCAUCAUGACAGCGCGUGACUGGCAACAAAAUGUGGCAAGCGUAUAUGAUCCGCAUGGGUUGAAGCGCAGGUUCAAUCAUUCAGUGGAUCUUCCCAAUAACAAUGCCGUUAAACGAGCAAGGUGACCUGUGGAUCAGCCAAGCCUAGACACCGGCUAGAACCUACUUUGGAUGAGCCUGAUUUCACCCUGUGGUUUGUAUAUAAAAUACGAAUUUGGACAUAAUUUGUCUAACUUGAUUGAAGCAUUUACGGCAACGGCGUACAACAUGAUUUUGCGGAGGUACAACGGAAAUAUAACGGGAUGUAUUUUUGGUUUCAUUGGGCGCAGGUCUCGCUCACAACCAUUAUCUCCUUUAUCCUAGCGAAAAGUCA
Talaromyces proteolyticus is the source of this 3008-nucleotide messenger RNA. Its product is annotated as putative C6 finger domain protein. The coding region runs from base 299 to 2761 and encodes 820 amino acids. Lineage: Eukaryota; Fungi; Ascomycota; Eurotiomycetes; Eurotiales; Trichocomaceae. Gene Ontology annotation, molecular function: zinc ion binding; DNA binding; DNA-binding transcription factor activity, RNA polymerase II-specific. Gene Ontology annotation, biological process: regulation of DNA-templated transcription; DNA-templated transcription. The transcript is spliced from 8 exons. The record is from RefSeq and is a predicted model, not a curated record.